CGUAUAUUGAGGGAAUGUGUGAAUGAAUCAAGGAAUUUUUUCCACCUUUCAGAAUGAAUUGUUUUGAAUAUUACACGAUAAUAUUAUCAGAGCUUGAUAAAUAUAACAAUUAAACAAAUGGAAGCAAAUGAAGAACAGGAAGGUGGUAGAGAAACUGCGAGAAAAGUAGUUAUAACAGCUCUGUUGAUAUCCACGUAUAUUUGCGUUGGUGCAUAUAGAUCUAUACCAGGACCUACCCUGAUAGAUUUCAAACACAUUCUUGGUAUAGAAAUGACCAGCAUGCCUCUUAUUCUUACUGCCAGAGCAUUGGGCUACGUAGCAGGGUGUUUAAUUGGCGGCUUCAUUUUCCAUUACCUUGAAGUUAUUAACAAAAAGAAACUGUUCAUGUCUCCAUUCCUCUUCAUUAUGUCCAUGACUGCUCUUGCUGUUCCUUUUUGUCGCUCUUUAGUUGCUCUGAGCUGCACUUUCUUUGUUUCAGGUAUCUGUAUGAUCAUUUUGUCAAUGGGAGUGAAUGUGUACUACUUUAAUAUUUGGAGAGGUGAUAAUAUUUAUUACCUAACUCUCCAAACCUUUUACGCAGUUGGAUCAUUACUUGGACCUGUUAUUUAUGGAACUUCCUCUCAAGUUUCUUUCUCUUUCAUAAAUUUUAAAACCUUAAACUCUGAAGCGGACUCUAGAGAUUUCCUUAAAAUCUGUUAUACAUAUUUUGUUCUAAGCUUAAUGAUGUUCUGCAUAUCUGCUAUGUGGAUUGGAAUGUACCGGUUUACCUCUGUGACUAUUCAUGUAAGGGACAUAUUUGCAAAUGGAGAGUCCAAGGUAAAUUGA
Messenger RNA from Stegodyphus dumicola, 825 nucleotides. RefSeq names its product sodium-dependent glucose transporter 1-like. Lineage: Eukaryota; Metazoa; Arthropoda; Arachnida; Araneae; Eresidae. The record is from RefSeq and is a predicted model, not a curated record.